Molecule: messenger RNA, 915 nt
Organism: Fonticula alba
Lineage: Eukaryota; Rotosphaerida; Fonticulaceae
Exons: 3
Coding region: 36-866 (276 amino acids)
Biological process (GO): protein transport; late endosome to vacuole transport; endosome transport via multivesicular body sorting pathway
Cellular component (GO): ESCRT III complex; multivesicular body
Source: RefSeq, a predicted model, not a curated record
CAGCCGCCCACCCUGGCCCCGCUGUGUGCUCAAACAUGGGGGCGGGUCAGAUCUCUGGCCUUGCGGAGCCGGGCAGAUUUUUCCCUCGGCAGAUCUUCGCCCGUCCCCUCGAGCCCAGCCACUCCCCUUCAUUUCCCAUUCCCCUCCCCCGCGUUCGGACGUUAUUUUGUUUCCGCGCAUUUCUUCUGUCCUCCCCCCACCUCUCUCUCUUUCCCCCUUCCAUCAUGUUUGGUGGACUAUUCGGCAAGGCCCCCACUCCCGAGGAGCGAGUCAAGCAGUGGCGCAGCCAGCUCCGUAAUGAGACUCGUCAGCUCGACCGCCAGAUCCGCGACAUCGAGCGCCAGGAGCUCAAGGCCAAGCAGACGCUGAAGGAGUUCUCCAAGAAGGGCCAGAUCGACUCGUGCCGGAGCCUGGCCAAGGAGCUGGUGAUGUCGAAGAAUGCCAAGAACCGCAUCAUCCAGUCCAAGGCCCACUUGAAUUCGGUGUCCAUGCAGCUGACCCAGCAGCUGUCCUUCAUCAAGGUGAGCGGGUCGCUGGCCCAAAGUGCCGAGAUCAUGCAGGCCAUGAACUCGCUCAUGCGUGUGCCGGAGCUGAGCAUGACCAUGCGUAGCAUGUCCAAGGAGAUGGCCAAGGCUGGCAUCAUCGAGGAGAUGAUGGACGAUGCCAUGGAAUCCCUGGAUGCCGACCCGGACUUCGACGAGGAGGUCAGCACCGAGGUGGAGAAGAUCCUCCACGAGGUGUCGCUCGGCGUCACUGGGAAGAUGGCCCGCGCGCCGGUCGGGGGUCUGCCUGUGCAGCAGUCCGAGGAGACCGCUGUCAGCGACUCGGACCUCGAGGCCCGGCUGCGUUCGCUGCAGCAGACCUAGACAGCAUGGGACUCCGCGCGCGCGCGCGCGCGCACACUCCCCCCCCCCC